AUGUCUCUGAAAAUGUUUCAAAUUUUGGUGUCUGCUCUGCUGCUUACAGUUACCAUUUCAGGUGCUCUUGGAAUACCUUUUCUGACAGAAGAAUCAGCAAAUCAGUUCAUACGACUUAAAAGACAAAUACCAUAUUCUCACAGCUACUGGGACCCAAGCAGCAGCCAGAAUGCGUGGGGAUACUCAGUGGCUGAGCAGAUUAGUGAAUCGUGGGCAGCUCUGAGAGACACAGCACAGUACUACAUGGAUUUGGGAUCUUAUUCCUUUGAUCCUUCAAUUGCCAGUGACAACGUCAGGUCUUACAUGGACAUGCUACAGCAGUCUGGGACGCACCUCCGACAACAGAGUAGGACAAACAAUUAA
This is a messenger RNA of Phasianus colchicus (ring-necked pheasant), 363 nucleotides long. It is a transcript of the gene C1H3orf85, whose product is annotated as chromosome 1 C3orf85 homolog. The record is from RefSeq and is a predicted model, not a curated record. Lineage: Eukaryota; Metazoa; Chordata; Aves; Galliformes; Phasianidae.